Molecule: messenger RNA, 3250 nt
Organism: Danio aesculapii
Lineage: Eukaryota; Metazoa; Chordata; Actinopteri; Cypriniformes; Danionidae
Gene: ttk
Product: ttk protein kinase
Exons: 25
Coding region: 86-3025 (979 amino acids)
Biological process (GO): mitotic spindle assembly checkpoint signaling; peptidyl-serine phosphorylation; chromosome segregation
Cellular component (GO): nucleus; kinetochore; spindle
Molecular function (GO): protein serine/threonine/tyrosine kinase activity; protein binding; ATP binding
Source: RefSeq, a predicted model, not a curated record
AAGUGGCGAAUUUUGAAUAGGGCUGUUGAAACAAAACAUUCAAGCAGUCAAAUUCGCCGCACUUCUUCGUCUCAAUUUUGUAGAGAUGGAUGAAGAAGAGAGCACAGAGCGGCAGAUGCAGAUUGCCAUGCUGUGCCAAAAAUUGGCAAUGAUGAAGCAAUUGUUCAAUGAAGAUGACACAGAUUAUAUAAAUCAGGCAAUUAGCUCAAACUCACCGGACACCUGCCGGACAUUUCUGAGCAAUCUGGAGAAGAAAGGCAAUCCUCAAGCAGACCCCAGCCUGCUCAGCAAGCUCAUGGACAGCUACACGAGGGUCUUUUCCAGUAUGCCAUUGGGCAAGUACAGUCAGAACGAGAGCUACGCCAAGAUGCUGGUCAGAUUUGCAGAAUUAAAAGCCAUCCAGGAUGUAAAUGAUGCGCAGACUAGUUUCGAUAUAGCGAGGUCCCACUGCAAAGAUUUUGCCUUUGUUCACGUCGCUUAUGCUCAGUUUGAGCUUUUGCAAGGCAACAUGAAGAAAUGCACUCUGAUUCUUCAGAAGGCAUUUGAAAUGAAUGCUAAGCCCAGACACAUUCUAGAGGCUGCAGUGCGCAAUCUGAAGACCGGGAAACGCCAGCUUCUCUCGCAUGAAGAUAAGGAGAACAUAUCAGUAUCUACACUGGACCACACACAAGGCUCCAGAAGAUCAGAUGGGACGUGUGAACUGAAGCCCAGCAGCACGUUUCUCCACAGCAGUGAUCAGAAGUUCAGUCCUCAAGAGGAGAACGUGCCCAUGUACCAGCACAGAAGAACAGCCAUGGCUGAAAGAGUUCCCAUGGUGCCUCUGUCCAUCCCUGAAAACGAGACCAGUGACACUGACUGUGCUCAAAAACCAGAAGCUCCUUUUACCUAUAGCAACAGUUUCUCCAGACAAACAAGUGGUUCAAGUGUCCGCUCUGCAUUUCCAUUUUGCUCCUCAAAGAAGGGCACUCCAGAUGGAGAUUCCUACAGCUUAAACAUAAAGCCACCUGUUAUCAGUCCAGAUUACCUUCGGGAAGACGUUGAAGAGGGUCACACCAUCACAGCACUCCUGCACAGAGCAGACAGAAGAGAAACAGCUAGAACAGAAGAAACCACUGACAUCAACCAGAUCAUCAGCACAAACUCGACUGAAGGUUGCCAGACCUUCCUGAAAUACCUCGAGAAGAGAGCAGACCCUCAUUCAGACGCAGCGUUUCUCUCCAAACUCCUGGACUGCUACUCUAAAGUGUUCGCCAGGUUUCCUUUGGCAGAACAUUGCAAAACUGAAAGCUAUGCUCGAAUGCUGGUUCGAUAUGCAGAGCUGAAAGGAAUUGAAGAUCCAGAAGAUGCUGCAGAUGAUUUCAGUAUUGCCAGGUCACACUGUAAAGCUUUUGCUUUUGUGCACAUCGCACAUGCUCAGUUUGAGCUCUCACGAGGUAAUUCUAGGAAGAGUGUUUCGAUUCUUCAGAAAGCGCUGAGCUCCAACGCUCGACCAAUUGAACUGCUGCAAACUGCCAUCAGGAACCUGAAAUCUGGGAAAACUCUUUUGCUUCCUGCUGAGCAUCAGGAGAACUCUGAAGCUGACGAUGUGGAAGCUCAAAAUAAUAUAAAGAAAGAAGAAAAUCCAGUGAAGGCUCCUGAGGAUCAUCACAAACCUUUUUCCAAGGAGACUUCAUCAGAAUGGAAGAUUCCAGCUCUCAUUACCAAACACACAUCUCCUGAGGAUCGUAAAGCUCCAGCAGAGGCGUUUUCCUCUUCAUCUUCCCAUCAUGCAAUGCGAACGCCUGCACCUUUACGAUUAAACCCCUCGCUCAGCUGUCAGACACCCAACUACAGACACUCAAAUCCUAACAGUUUUGUGACUCCUGUGGUGAAACAGCGGCCUGUGAUUGUGUCUGUUCCAGCGACGGCUCAGAAAAUGGGUCCGACUGCGCUGCCCUGCACGCCUCAGAGCGGAGUGUCCUACAUCCAGCCCCCCGCGCAGACUCCUUCUUCAGCCUUCUCAAAUGAAUCCAUUACAAUCAAGGGCAAACAGUUCUUCAUUUUCAAGAUGAUCGGCCGGGGAGGAUCCAGUAAGGUAUAUCAGGUCUUUGACCAUAAGAAGCACGUGUACGCUGUCAAAUAUGUGAAUCUGGAGGAGGCUGAUGCUCAAGCAGUGGAAAGCUACAAGAAUGAGAUCGAGCACUUGAAUCAUCUUCAGCAGUACAGCGACCAGAUCAUCAAACUCUAUGACUAUGAGAUCACCAGCAGCUACAUCUACAUGCUGAUGGAGUGCGGACACCUGGAUCUGAACACCUGGCUGCGCAACCGCAAGACCGUCAAACCGCUGGACAGGAAGGCAUACUGGAGGAACAUGCUGGAGGCUGUGCACACCAUCCACAAACACGGCAUCGUCCACAGUGACUUAAAGCCAGCUAAUUUUUUGAUAGUGGAUGGUUCGCUGAAGCUCAUAGACUUUGGAAUCGCCAACCAGAUUCAGCCUGACGUGACCAGUAUCAUGAAGGACUCACAGGUGGGAACUCUGAACUACAUGCCACCGGAGGCCAUUAAAGACACGUCCUCCAAUGGAAAGCCGGGGUCAAAGAUCAGUGCUAAAGGGGACGUGUGGUCUCUGGGCUGCAUCCUCUAUUGCAUGACAUACGGCAAGACUCCGUUCCAGAACAUCACCAAUCAGAUCAGCAAAAUCCAUGCCAUCAUCGACCCGUCCCACGAGAUCGACUUUCCCGACAUUCCUGAAAAAGACCUGCUGGAUGUGCUGAAGAGGUGUUUAGUUCGCAACCCUCGAGAAAGGAUUUCCAUCGCGGAGCUGCUCGAUCAUCCAUACCUGCAGCUACAGCCACAACCUGCACCUGAGCCAGCAGAAACGUCCUCCAGUGAUUUUAAGAGGAUCCUCAAUGAACUGGUGGCUCUUCAGUCUCCAAACAGUAUCGCUAGAGCGGCUAGCAAUUUAGCCAUGAUGUGCAACAGCGGGAGGAAACUGGAUGUUUCUGAAUGUGUGAAAAGCUCCAGUCAGACGCUGUGGAAAUGAAGAGGACGUUCAAACCCACAGGACUCAAACCACUGAUCGUAAACACUCAGGAGUCUUUCCUCACCGCAUACAACAUGUCAGGCAAAACCGCUUCCACAUUAUCACUUCAUUCUAGAUGCCUUUCCCCCCAUUUCUUCUUUACCGAUUCUGUGUUUUUUUGUUUUGAAUAUACGAUGUAGUCUAAGAAAGUGUACGUGAUGAAUAAACAUACCUUAGUCAAGUACA